AUUCAGUAUUAUCAGCCGUUGCUCCAAGCGCCAUACGUCUCGGUUGUCAGGGCUAUCUUGUCAAUACUAUCCACAAUAAUGAAAAUAGAAGAGGUUCGCAGCACAUCGAAAACUCAGAGAAUAGCAGCCCAUACACACAUCAAGGGCCUUGGGUUAGAUGAAACUGGCACUGCUCUGUCAAAUGCAUGUGGACUUGUUGGUCAAGAGUGCGCGCGUGAAGCCGCUGGUAUUGUAGUAGAAAUGAUUAGAUCAAAGAAAAUGGCUGGACGUGCAGUUUUAAUGGCAGGGCCUCCAGGGACUGGGAAGACUGCAAUAGCUUUAGCCAUUGCUCAGGACCUUGGUGGGAAAGUUCCAUUUUGCCCGAUGGUUGGAAGUGAGGUUUACUCUUCCGAAAUAAAGAAGACGGAAGUUUUGAUGGAGAACUUCAGGCGAGCGAUAGGUUUGCGCAUAAAAGAGAUCAAAGAAGUCUAUGAAGGAGAAGUAACCGAGUUAACUCCGGUAGAAACAGAAAGUCCAACUGGAGGUUUCGGCAAAACAAUCAGUCACGUUAUUAUCAGUUUGCGUACUGCUAAAGGUGUCAAACAAUUGAAGUUAGACCCAUGUAUUUAUGAGAGUCUUCAGAAAGAACAUGUUGAGGUCGGGGAUGUAAUUUAUAUCGAAGCCAACUCCGGUGCAGUCAAGCGUCAGGGAAGAUGUGAUGUUUAUACAGCUGAAUAUGAUUUAGAAGCUGACGAGUAUGUCCCUCUUCCAAAAGGGGAAGUCCAUAAAAAGAAAGAUGUUGUUCAGGAUGUCACACUUCACGAUCUGGAUGUAGCAAACGCCCGACCUCAAGGGGGGCAAGAUAUUGUCUCAAUGAUGGGUCAGCUAAUGAAACCGAAAAAGACGGAAAUUACAGAUAAACUAAGGAAGGAAAUCAACAAGGUUGUUAAUAAAUACAUAGAUCAAGGCAUCGCUGAACUUGUUCCUGGUGUGUUGUUUAUUGAUGAAGUACACAUGCUAGACAUCGAAUGUUUCACUUAUCUUCAUCGGGCACUCGAAUCAACAAUCGCACCCAUCGUUAUUUUUGCUACCAAUCGGGGGAAAUGUACCAUCAGAGGCACUGAAGACAUUAUUUCUCCUCAUGGAAUCCCAUUAGAUUUACUAGAUCGUGUUAUGAUCAUACGUACCCUUCCCUAUUCUUGUGAAGAAGUAAUCCAAAUCCUACGUAUACGUGCACAAACUGAAGGGAUAAAAGUAUCUGAACAAGCAUUCACUUGCCUUGCAACUGUCGCUACAGAUACAACUUUACGAUAUGCUGUCCAACUUUUGACCCCGGCGUGUCGUCUUGCUCAGUUGAGUGGAAGAGAUGAAGUCGAACCCUCAGAUAUCGAAGAAGUAAGGUCUCUAUUUCUUAAUGCAAAACAAUCUGCCAAAAUACUCACAGAACAUGAAAAUCAGUUUAUGCGCUGAAUAUAUGUAAUGUUAUAGUGUGUGCAUAAUUUUGUAAACAAAAAUACUUGAUUAUUCACUCUUA
Molecule: messenger RNA, 1513 nt
Organism: Schistosoma guineensis
Lineage: Eukaryota; Metazoa; Platyhelminthes; Trematoda; Strigeidida; Schistosomatidae
Source: the annotation of a GenBank genome assembly